AGGAAGCCGCACAUGUGUUGACCAAAAGAAAAAAAAAAAAAGCCGUGACCUUUGAUGGGUUCACUUCCGCUGCAGUGGUCGCUGUAGUUUUUGUUAUAGUUGUUUUCCUGCUGUUUGUGUCGGCCACAGCUGAAGAUUUCACUCCACCUCCCACAAUGCACCUCGUUCCGUUACGUAAGGCUCAGGCGUCAGUCAGAGAAACGGUUGACAGCAGCGAGCGUGUAGGCCGAAGCUGGUAAACAACGCAAACGUUUGGGAAAGGAACGGAAACGGCGGCGGUGUUCGGGUUCGGGUUCUUUCGUUACGAUGUCUAACGUUGUUUUACGGUGUUUCGUGGUCCGUUAGCGGGUUUUUGUCAGCAGAAGAGAGUCUGCGCACCUGUCAGAGCUAAAUAGGUUAACCUAGCUAACCUGAGCUAGCGCGAAGCUAGUAGCCCGCCCAGGUUAGCUCAGGUAGGCGGCCGGCCAUGUCGUCGCCCUCCUCCUCCAGGCGCCAGUGGUGCUACCUGUGCGACCUGCCGAAGAUGCCCUGGACGGUGGUGUGGGACUUCAGCGAGGUGGUCUGCCGCGGCUGCGUCAACUACGAGGGCGCGAACCAGAUCGAGUUCUUGAUCGCGAGCGCGCGGCAGCUGAAGCGCUCCCACAGCAUGCAGGACGGCAGCGUCCGCUCGCCCGGCCCGUCGCUCAACAAGCAGGGAGCCCCCGCCAGAGGAGAGGCGGGGGCGGACGGAGCCCGGCCGCACAACGAGCGCUUCGACCGGGGUGGCAGAGCAGAGAGCGGCGGCUCCACGGCCCGCGUGCCGCCCAACGGGCUGCACCGCGACGGGCAGCCCGCUCCGGAGGUGAACCGCCAAAGCCCCAGCCUCAGCCGCAGACCCAUGCUGGGGGCGGCCAUACCCCCCAGUCUAGUGACUCAGAGCAUCGCGGGGAUCCCGCACGGGCUGUUUGCGGGCGUGCCCGCGGGUCUGACCGCCAGAACAGCCCCCAUGAGCAGCCCCAUGAUCUUCCCCGCGCCGGUGCUGGCCGAGAUGAGCCGGCGGCAGCAGCUGGGCAUGGGCAUGGGGAUGCCCCCGUUCAUGACCCAGGAGCUGGAGCGGGAGCUGAACUCCUCACAGAGCAAGGUGCAGGCGCACGCCGCCGCCACCGUGACCGGCAGCAGCUCCAGCAAGACCCUCCCCUCCUCCUCCUUCUCCAUGGCCGGGGGUGUGAGCCAGACCAGCCCCAAACCCGCCUCAUCGCCAGCCAGGCAGCCACGCCCCCCAACCGCCAGGUCCGGAGGGGAGCCGCUGGGGUCCAGCACGUCGGCGGAGGCCGCCACGACGGCCGCAGCUUUACCCAACAGCGGGGCGUCCGAGCAGGGAGGGGCAUCUGCCAGCAGCGCCCACUCCGCCGGAAACACCCUGUCCUGCACCCUGUGCCACGAACGGCUGGAGGACACCCACUUUGUUCAGUGCCCAUCUGUGCCGGGACACAGGUUCUGCUUUCCCUGCACCAGGGUGUACAUCCAGAGCCGGCGGGGCGACGGCGAGGUGUACUGCCCCAGUGGGGAGCGCUGCCCUCUGGAUAACUCCCCCAACAGCCCCCCGUGGGCCUUCAUGCAGGGAGAGGUUUCUACCAUACUGGGAACGGGCGGAGCUCCUGCUCCCGCAGGUGGAGCUGCCGCAGGCCAAGCAGCCGCAGCCGGGUCGGGCCCCUCAGCGCCGUCUGCCAGCGCGGACGUCACUGUCAAGAAGGAGCGAGAGACGUGAUGUUUAACAGAAUCUCCUUCAGGACGAGGUUUAUUCUCUGCUGAAGGUUCCAGAGGAGGAGGCGUGUCCAUAAAGCAGCUCCCAUCAUUCAGCGGCGUUCUCAGCAG
Messenger RNA from Oryzias melastigma (Indian medaka), 1854 nucleotides. RefSeq names its product interferon regulatory factor 2-binding protein 1. The coding region runs from base 467 to 1747 and encodes 426 amino acids. Lineage: Eukaryota; Metazoa; Chordata; Actinopteri; Beloniformes; Adrianichthyidae. The record is from RefSeq and is a predicted model, not a curated record. Gene Ontology annotation, cellular component: nucleus. The transcript is spliced from 3 exons. Gene Ontology annotation, biological process: regulation of transcription by RNA polymerase II. Gene Ontology annotation, molecular function: transcription corepressor activity.